Cariama cristata (Red-legged seriema) is the source of this 2274-nucleotide messenger RNA. RefSeq names its product dynein heavy chain 17, axonemal-like. Lineage: Eukaryota; Metazoa; Chordata; Aves; Cariamiformes; Cariamidae. Gene Ontology annotation, biological process: microtubule-based movement. Gene Ontology annotation, cellular component: dynein complex. Gene Ontology annotation, molecular function: dynein light intermediate chain binding; dynein intermediate chain binding; minus-end-directed microtubule motor activity. The record is from RefSeq and is a predicted model, not a curated record.
AUGGAGUACAUCCGAGAGAUGAGAAAGAUCUCGUACGACUUGCAGACCAGGGUCCAGAAAGCAAAGUUAAACAUGGAAAAUACCAUCCAGCUGAUGGAGGAGAAUGCAGAUCUGUUUAAGGCUGACAAGUCAUCGCAGAUAUGGCUGGACUACGUGGGAUACGUAGAUGGAAUCGUACUGGACGGACUCUUCAGACCUGUCCACAAAGCUCUGCAGCUGCUGCUCACCAACAUGGCCCCGAUGUACGUCCAGGCCAACGUAGCCCCCUUGUUCGAGGUGCACAUGGAGCGGUGCGAUGGCAGAGUGCGGUGCUGUCCCUCCCUGGAGGUGGGAGAUGACAACAGCUUCUUGGAGCUGGUGGAGAGCCUGCUCCGCGACACCUACGCCUCCGUGGCGUGCGUGCCUCGGCUGCUGGAAGGGAAACUGAGCUACAAGACCACCCUGGAGGAGCAGGCGGAUCUCAGCAGGAUGCGGGAGGAGGUGGUGUCACUGGUGGUCAGUGCCAUGAAGGAAGGCAAGGAGUACACUGCCGGCUUCGAGGAGCAAACCCACCUGUGGCUGGAGGACCCCAGAGAGUUCCUGCAGCACUUUUUCGCCUUGGGCAGUGCUGCCAGCCCUGAGGAGCCUGAGCCGCAGCCAGAGGAGCCCUGGGCUCUACAGGAGGGGUUCCUGUUGCAGAACAUCCACCUGGUGAGCCGGUGGCUGGGCACGCUGGAGAAAAUGGUGGAGCAGUACAGCCUAAACAGCCAUGCUGACUAUCGGGCGUUCAUGAGCGCCGAGCCAGCCCCCAGCCCCAAGGCGCACAUCAUCCCACAGGGACUGCUGGAAAACGCCAUCAAAAUCACCAAUGAGCUGCCGACAGGCAUGUAUGCCAACCUGCACAAAGCCCUCGACCUCUUCACCCAGGACACGUUAGAGAUGUGCAGCAAAGAAAUCGAGUUCAAAUGUGUCUUGUUUGCACCCUGUUACUUCCACGCGGUGGUGGCCGAGCGGCACAAGUUCGGCACUCAAGGCUGGAACAGAUCUUACCCCUUCAACAACAGUGACCUGACCAUAUCGAUUAACGUCCUGUACAACUACUUGGAGACUAACCCCAAGGUACCAUGGGAUGAUCUCCGGUACCUCUUGUACGGGGGGCAUAUCACAGACGACUGGGACCGCCGGCUCUGUCGGACCUACCUGAGUGAAUACAUCCACGCAGAGAUGCUGGAAGGGGAAGUGUAUUUAGCUCCAAGGUUUUUGAUCCCUCCCAACUUGGAUUACAAGGGCUACCAUGUGUACACUGAUGACAACCUGCCGCCGGAGAGCCCCUACUUGUAUGGCCUUCACCCCAAUGCAGAAAUUGGGUUCCUGACUGUCACUCGGACAGUUUUGGAAAUGCAGCCUAAAGAAUCAGACACUGGAGGAGGCUCAGGUGUCUCCCAAGAAGAAAAGGUGAAGUCAGUCCUAGACGAGAUUAUCGAGAGGCUGCCAGAGCCAUUCAAUAUGGUGGAGAUCAUGGUGAAAGCUGUGGACAAGACUCCAUAUGCUGUAGUUGCCUUCCAGGAAUGUGAAAGAAUGAACAUCUUGACCCAUGAAAUCAGGCGCUCUUUGAAAGAGUUAGACGCGGGACUAAAGGGAGAGCUAACAAUUACAUCAGAUAUGGAAGAGCUGGCAAACGCUCUCUUCUACGACAAUGUUCCUGAAUCCUGGACACGUUAUGCCUAUCCCUCUCUUCUUAGCUUAGGAGCCUGGUAUGCAGAUCUGCUCCUUCGGAUCAGGGAACUGGAAGUCUGGACAACAGACUUUGUGCUGCCUGCAACUGUGUGGCUGGCAGGAUUCUUCAAUCUCCAGUCCUUCCUCACUGCUAUCAUGCAGUCCACAGCCAGAAAAAAUGAAUGCCCCCUGGACAAGAUGUGUCUUUCAGUGGAAGUGACCAAGAAAAACCGCGAGGAUAUAACAGCUCCACCCAGAGAAGGCUCCUAUGUGCAUGGAUUAUUCAUGGAAGGCUCUCGAUGGGACAUCCCUUCUGGUGUGAUCGCAGACGCUCGACUGAAGGAGUUGACGUUCCUGAUGCCAGUCAUCUUCAUCAGAGCCAUCCCUGCGGACCACAUGGACACCAAGAACGUAUAUGAAUGUCCUGUCUAUAAGACAUGGAUGCGAGGUCCCACCUACGUCUGGACCUUUAACCUAAAGACAAAAGAAAAAGCCGCUAAGUGGAUCCUUGCCGCUGUUGCUCUGCUCUUACAGAUCUAAACUUUAAUGACUAUGGAAAACAGCAAAUACUUUUACUUA